Messenger RNA from Selaginella moellendorffii, 2451 nucleotides. Its product is annotated as calmodulin-binding protein 60 B. The record is from RefSeq and is a predicted model, not a curated record. The transcript is spliced from 7 exons. Gene Ontology annotation, biological process: regulation of salicylic acid biosynthetic process. Lineage: Eukaryota; Viridiplantae; Streptophyta; Lycopodiopsida; Selaginellales; Selaginellaceae. Gene Ontology annotation, cellular component: nucleus. Bases 321 to 2288 code for a protein of 655 amino acids. Gene Ontology annotation, molecular function: calmodulin binding; sequence-specific DNA binding; DNA-binding transcription factor activity.
UCGCAUCCCAGCCGUCCAGUCUCCUUGCUUCCGGGUAGGAACGAAGAACGUCCCCAGUGUGUAAGUAGCAGCAUCCCUGAUACUCUUCUUUUGCACGCGCUUUGGAUCUUCGGCGCCUUCGUUUCCUUUGGAUUGGCAGCGCCACCAAUCGAAUCGGCGGCGCCUCCUCCCGGGAUCCUGGAUGAACAGGGGGUGGAUCGCAGUCCACUGCCGCUGUGUGGAAGAGGUAGGGCGGCCGCCACUGUCACGGAUCCCAGGUUAGCUGCGGCAUUGCGGGGAAGCUCGGAAUCUAGGAGGUUUUUGGGGGUUUUCAGGCUGCGAUGUCGAGGGAGAAGCGGCCUUUGGAUUCGGCGCGCGAUGGAUUGCCUAAUGAGAAGCGACAGCGGCCAGCGCUUGCGAGCGUCAUUGUUGAGGCUCUUAAGAUGGACAGUCUCCAGAAAUUGUGCUCAACCUUGGAACCUCUCCUUCGUCGAGUUGUGGGAGAAGAGGUCGAGCGUGCUUUGGCGAAGCUAGCACCUUCUAUGAAAGGUGGACUAACCUACAAAUCAUCGCCGAAACGCAUCCAGGGUGCCGAUACUAGAGCGUUGCGCCUGCAGUUUCGAAACAAGCUAGCGCUGCCGCUUUUCACUGGCAGUAAAGUCGAAGGGGAGCAAGGCUCUGCGAUUCACGUCGUCCUACAGGAUGCCAACACAGGGCAGGUUGUAACUACUGGCGCUGAAGCAGGAGCAAAACUUGAUAUUGUUGUGCUGGAAGGGGACUUCUCGGCUGACGACGAAGAAGACUGGAGUAUGGAAGAUUUUGACACAUACGUUGUCCGAGAACGUGAAGGGAAGCGGCCCCUUCUUACAGGAGAUUUGAGUGUCACACUCAAAGAAGGCGUAGGUACACUUGGAGAGCUUACUUUCACUGACAACUCUAGCUGGAUCAGGAGCAGGAAGUUCAGGCUCGGUGUACGCGUCUCUCCUGGUUCUUUCGAAGGACCGCGCAUCCGAGAGGGCAAGACCGAUUCUUUUUCCGUCAAAGACCACCGUGGAGAACUUUACAAAAAACACUAUCCUCCCGCUUUGGGCGAUGAUGUGUGGAGGCUUGACAAGAUUGGAAAGGACGGGGCAUUCCACAAGAGGCUCAACAAAGCUGGAAUAUUUUCUGUGGAGGACUUUCUGCGUCUGGUGGUGAUGGACCCGCAGAAACUACGAAACGUAAGUAAUGAGUUUUUUUCUCUCUCUUUCUCUCUCUUUCUUUCAGCUCAUGUAGUUGGUCUGGCGCAGAUUCUUGGAAGUGGCAUGUCAAAUAAGAUGUGGGAAGGAACAGUGGAGCAUGCUAAAACGUGCGUCCUCAGCGGAAAGCUGUAUGUCUAUUAUGCCGACGAGAAGCAAAAUAUCGGUGUCAUUUUCAACAACAUCUUUCAGCUAAUGGGACUUAUGGCCGGUGGGCAGUAUCUUUCUGUGGACUCCCUGUCCGAUGCCGAAAAGGUAUACGUCGACAAGUUAGUAAAGGUGGCAUACGAGAACUGGGAGAGUGUGGUCGAGUACGAUGGUGAGGCACUGAUUGGUUCUAUGCCGCAUUCUCUCCGUGGCAUCGACGCACAUACGGAAGAGCCAGCCAAAGGAAACCGCGGAAGCAGUACGUUGCAGCAGCAGCAGGGGUUUCCCGGCAGUCAGGAGUUCGGCCUUGUUCCAAGAGGGACAGCGUUGACAAAUGCAGGGGGUAGUCAGCCAAGCUACGCUCCAGUCUCCAGCCCUGUGGAGAGCUACUCCUCCCAACAACAGCAGCACCAACAGCAGCAGCAGCAGCAGCAACAACAACAACAUCAACAGCAGAGGAAUCAAAACGCGAUGAGCACCGGCCUGUCUCUCCAACAAUCAAUGCCUUCUGGCUCAGGACUGGCUUACUCGCCACAAGUAAAUCCCAAUCCCAGCUAUCUGCAGCAGGCACCCACGGCCACAGCCGAGUGGCUCCACAGGCAGACGACUCAAAACGACGAGUUCUACUCGGAGGAAGAGAUCCGUGCAAAGAGCCUCGAGCUCCUGGAGAGCGAGGACAUGAACUUGCAGAUGCAGCAGCUGCUGCGCAUGUUCAACGUGGCCACAAACGAUCAGGCCAGCAGCAUGCCAAACAUGAACUUGCAAGACUACUUCCCGGUGGAGAGCGUGCCGUCGUCGCCGGAGAAGAAAGGCAGCAAAGUCGGGUGGCUCAAGCUCAAGGCCGCGUUGCGGUGGGGAAUAUUUGUCCGCAAGAGGGCCGCUGCCAGAAGAAGAGCUCAGAUUGAAGAGAUCGAAGAGGAGUGAGCAUUGAGCGCAAGAGAAAUCUACCAGAGCGAGGGAAUAACUGGUAGAGUGGAGAAUGUAAAUUACUGUGGCUCUUCUUUGUUGCUGUUGGCAGGCCGGAUUACAACAAAAAAAAAAAGAGAAAACAACUUGUUUGCUACACCGGGGUGGCGAACUUGAGGAA